Molecule: messenger RNA, 3609 nt
Organism: Rotaria socialis
Lineage: Eukaryota; Metazoa; Rotifera; Eurotatoria; Philodinida; Philodinidae
Source: the annotation of a GenBank genome assembly
AUGGAAGAUAAUGAAAUGCUUCGAUGUUUAUAUUCUGUGAAAAAUCAUAAUUCAACUACAAUAAUGUGGACUAUGAAUGCUGAUAUGAUUUCAUUAGCUGACAAAUUUAAUCUUUCAUUAAUGAUGGAAAUUGACAAAUCUUCAUCGAGUGAUGAUGUUGGAGAAUACGUCGAGCAUAAAAAAGUACCAGUUUUAGGACGUUGUGAGGGAAUGUUUCAUGAUCAAGAAGGUAAUUUAUAUGGCACAGUUUUACGCUAUGAUCGAGAUAAUGGACAUUUAGUACCAUGCCCAACAGAAAAUGAACAAAACCACCGAUUACAAAUUGAGUCAGUUUGGCCAUCGGUGUUACAUUUAUUAGCAAUUUAUAUUAAUGACAAUGAUCCUGGUAAUAUGGCAUUAUUUACAUCAUCGGCGAGCCGAAUUGGACCAGAUCGUUUUUUAACAACUUUACAUUCUAUCGUUCCAAAACGUCAUAUUCAGCGUGAAUCACCUCAACUGAUGAAUGAAAUUAUCGAACCGAUUGUGAAUUCAUAUAAUGAGUAUACAUUAGCUCGUAUUUAUAUUGAUGAUAGUUAUGGACACACAGAUAUUGAUCUAAUAUUAAGCUAUUGUAAACAGGAUGCUUAUCAUCUAAUUAGAUUAACUGAACUAUUUUUACCUAAUUUUGAAACGUUUUACAAUUAUACUAAUGAUAAUAAGUCACGAUUUCGAACACUGUCGGGGAAAGAGGAAUGGUCGGAAAUGAAUAUCAUUAUAUUGAAACAAAAAUCGUCCACAAUACUACCAUUUGAUCGAACUCCAAUCUUGUUUCCAUAUCCGUCAAUUAUACAUGGUUCCUGUUUUGUUAUUGGUUAUCCGGCAUUUUAUAAUCUAGAACAAUUUUCAUCUUUAUAUGUAUUUAGUGCAGAACAAUCAAAGACAAUGAAUGACAAUGAAAAACAAGAUUAUUUACGGCUUAUUUAUGAACAAACACGAGUCACUAUGGGUAAUUUUGUUCAACGUAUUGUAUCGAUUGGAGUUAUAACAUCAUUAACUACACAGGAUGAUCAAAUUGAUACGCAUACGGCACCAACAUUGCCGGGGUUUAGCGGUGGUCCAAUUGUGAAAUAUCAUACUUUCGAUCCUUCACUAAAACAAAAGAACGUCGAAUUUUUUUCUGGUGUUCAUCUCGGUGCUUCACCAACAAAACAAUGCAAUUAUUGGUUGAAUACUACAAAACAAGGAUUUGCACUGCUUUAUGCGAAGUCUAUUUUGUGUGAAGAAGAAUUACGUCCAUUUGUAAUUAAAUAUAAACAUUAUUUAAUGCCAUUUUUGAACUAUCAUGAAAGCAAUCUAUUGAAUAGUGAAUUGAAAAACGAAAUAGCUUAUCUUUAUAAACAAAACAAUUCUCACGUGUGCUCAACAACUGUACCGAUAAAAUUUACAAAAAUUUUUAUUAAUAACGAAUGGCACAAUGCCGAGUUACACACGACAUUUGCGGUGUGUGAUUCAAGAACUGGCGAGGAAAUUUGCCAAGUUGAAGAAUCAACAAAAGUUGAUGUCGACAAAGCGGUUAAAGCUGCUCGUAAUGCAUUUCGUAACGAUUCUGAGUGGAGGAAAAUGAAGGCAGUCGUACGUGCUGAUCUAAUGAGAAAAUUUGCCGAAUAUCUACGACGUGAUAUUGAUUAUUUAUCGAAAUUAGAAACACUGAAUAAUGGUAAACCAUUGAAAGAGAAUAAAAUGGACAUUACAAUUUCGGCCGAUUGCAUUGAUUAUUAUGCCGGUUUGGUAGGUAAAAUAAUGAAUGAAACAUCAGAAACGCGAACAGGUUCAUUUGUGCACUAUUAUCAUGCACCGAUAGGUGUUAUUGGGCAAAUUAUAUCGUGGAAUUAUCCUAUAAUGAUGUUGGCGUGGAAGCUGGGUCCAGCUUUAGCUUGUGGAAACACAAUCAUUUUAAAACCAGCCGAAGAGACACCAUUAACUGCUUUGUAUUGUGCAAGUUUACUGAAAGAAGCUGGCUUUCCUCCUGGUGUUGUGAACAUUUUGCCAGGUAAUGGCUCUGAAUGUGGUCAAUUCAUUGUCACUCAUGAAGGAAUCGAUAAAGUUUUUUUUACUGGCUCAGUCGAGGUUGGUGGAAAAGUUCAAGAAUUAGCUGCAAAAUCAAAUGUGAAACGUUUUUCAUUAGAAUUACGUGAAAAAUGUCCGUUGAUUAUUUGUGAAGGUGCUGAUCUCGACUCUGCUGUAGAAUUAACCCAUCGUACAAUAUUUGCAGAUUCUGCUCAAAGUUGUUUUGCUGGAUCAAGAAUAUUUGUUCAUGAAAAAAUCUAUGCUCAAUUCGUUAUUAAGUGUGUUGAACUAACUGAUCGACGAGUGGUAGGUGAUCCGUUCGAUUCAAAAGCUGAACAAGGGCCUCAAAUAAACGAUGAAAAAUUCCAGAAAACUAUAAAAUAUAUCGAAUCUGGUAAAAAACAAGGAGCGAAACUGGAGUGCGGUGGAGAACGUUUUGGAACAAACGGUUUUUUUAUUCGACCGACAGUAUUUAGUAAUGUCACUGAUGACAUGGACAUAACAAGUGAUGAGGCGAUAGGACCGAUAAUGAGUCUAUUGAAAUAUCAUGAUUACGAUGAGGUAAUUACACGAGUAAACAAUACAAAAUGCGGUUUGGCUGUUGGCGUGAUAACAAAAGAAAAUACGCAAGCAAAUUUUCUUCUUUCACGUUUACAAGCACGCACUGUUUGGAUUAAUGAAUAUGAUGAUGCUAUUAAUCUGUUACCAUUCGGAAGAUACAAUCACGCUGGUGGCAAGAAAAAUUUUAAUGACUAUGGCUUCGAUGAAUACUACGAAAGAAUCCCUCCUUCGUUAGGCCAACUAAGGAAACUACGACAUUUAGAUCUUGAAGAAAACAAGCUUGAUUCAUUACCUCAGGAAAUAGGCUAUUUACGUGAAUUAACCCGAUUGAUCGUUGCAUCAAAUCAAUUGAUUCAAUUACCGCGUUCCAUUGGACUAACUAAUGAUCUAUUAGCAUCAUCAGCAGAUAGCACAGAACCUAUAGAUGAUGGACCAUCUAAAGAUUUAGAAAAAUUAAAUGACUUAUUGCAACAUGUAACAAUUGAUGGUCAAACAAUGAACGCAGUUGAUUUCAUUGGUAUUGAUAAUGAUACACCUGCAUAUAAUGAAUGGUUUGAUAAUUGCGAACAUCUUGUAGCAUGUGAUAUUAAAAUACAAGAUGAUGAUGACGAUGAUGAUCGAAUACCAACAGAAUCACCACCAAAAAUAAUGGAAGCAAUGGAAAUGCUAAGCAAACUUCAUUUACUAGCAACAACACAAGAAUCACAAUUACAUCAAUUAAUUAGCCAAUCUCUAUCAAAUUUAUCUCAUCUAAAUGUUGGUGAAAAUAAUUUGACUACAAUACCUGAGGACAUAGGACAAUUAGAAAAGCUAGAGCAACUCUAUAUUAAUGAUAAUCCAAAUUUGGAUGUACUUCCUUAUGAAUUAGCAUUAUGUACUAAUUUACAAAUAAUGAGCAUCGAAAAUUGUCCACUCAGAAGUUUACCACAAGAAAUAGUAGCGGGCGGGCCUUCUCUCGUGAUACAAUUUCUCAAAGUACAAGGACCUUUUAAUUUAAAUUGA